AGCAAAAUAAAAAAAAAUGGAUUUUACUUCUAACGAAGCAAUAGAGGCCAUACAGUUUUGGGAUAGGACGGUAUUGUACAUAUUGAUGGUGCAUGCUCGCGAGUUCCAACAAAACCAGAAUUCAAUCAUGGAAACGUUACGUUUGAAUUACAAAUUUUUCCAACCACAAUCAUUAAUGACUUAGGAGUGCAUCAUGUGCCAGAGGACGAAGAAACCUCUAAUAUUCCUGAUGUGGAUAUGGGUGAUAUUAUCCAUUUCGAAAAUCAAGUUAUAAAACUUUGUGCAUACAUCAAAAGCAAAUUUGUAUUCCAAACUUUUGGUAUAAAUCGCCAAUUGGGUACAUAUGGUUGUGGGUCAGUAACAAAUGGAAACUUUAAAUUAGAAGUGAGAAUAGCUUCAUUUCGAAACACUUUAACUUGCCAAAAAUGUGAUGCUGUUCAAUUAACCGGAAAAGUUCAAACACAAGGAGGAAGAAUUUAUCUUCAAUUGGACUCAGAAAGUGAUAUUCAACCAUUAGGUAGGGAUCAACUUCCUCUAAAAGAAGUCAUUGCAGGCUAUCGAGAACUUAAGAGAGUCAACGAAGGACAAUUGCAUAGAGAAGAUAUCGAAACUUAAUUUUACACAUUGAUUACCAUAAAUUAUUCAAAUUUAAGUUCUUAAUUCAGUUAAUUAAUUCAAGUUGUUAGAGUAUUAUUUCAUUUUGUUAUAUUUUUGUUAAUCAUGAUUAGAAUUUAGUUUUGUUUAAUCGUAGUACUCAAAAUUGGUUAAAUUUACGUACUAACGAUAUAUUAAUUUAGAAUUUGUUUUCUACCACAAAUAGCUAUAGUAUAUAUACUA
Molecule: messenger RNA, 837 nt
Organism: Leptopilina boulardi
Lineage: Eukaryota; Metazoa; Arthropoda; Insecta; Hymenoptera; Figitidae
Exons: 4
Coding region: 238-615 (125 amino acids)
Source: RefSeq, a predicted model, not a curated record